UAAAUUCUUAAAAUUCAGGUAAUCACAUCAGCUUAUAAUUCUAUUAAAAGGCACAAUAUAUUUUUGUGUUUGAUAUGGGAAUGUACGCUGUAUUGUACAGUUCAGCUUCACAGUUUGACAACCUGAUGCUUAUGGUCAUAAAUUGCGUUGAUUAAUGAAGUUAUGGAUUUCAUGUAAAACUUGCAGCUGAGAUACCUCUGGAAAACAUGGAGGAUAUGGCAUCUCAUCUCACAUCUCGUGAAGAACAAGCAGUAAAAGAGUUUAUUGAAACUGUCAAUGAUCUAAGACUUAGACGGAAUGCUGGACCCCUGUCGUGGAACACAGCUGUCAAGUUUAUGAUGGCCAGAAAGUUUGAUGUUCACAGAGCACUAGCUCUAUAUGAAGUUCAUGAGAUAACACGAGUUAGAGAAGGACUUAUUAGGUUUGAUCCCAUAAAUGAACCUUUAAAGAGUGAAUUAGAAACAGGAAAAUUUACAGUGUUGCCAACAAGAGAUAGCACUGGGGCAGCCAUUGCUAUUUUUACUGCAAAUAAGCAUUUCCCCAUUGCCUCAUCACAUCAAGUAACUUUACAAGGACUUGUUUAUCAGUUGGAUGUUUCACUACACAGUGUGGAUACUCAGCGGUGUGGUAUAAUAUUUAUUUACAAUAUGAUAGGCUCCAAGUAUGUGAAUUUUGAUUAUGAACUCUGUCAAAAGAUCCUGAGCCUCCUCAAGGGAGCUUAUCCAGCUCGCCUAAAAAAGGUUCUAAUUGUAGCUGCUCCACUGUGGUUCAAGGCUCCAUUCAAGAUCUUGAGGCUGUUUGUCAGAGAAAAACUACGAGAACGGGUUUUCAUGGUCAACGUACCACAGUUAUCUUUACAUGUACCAAUAGCAUCAUUACCUCGGGAGCUUGGUGGUAUCAUUCCUCUGGACCAUAAUGCUUGGAUACUUCAUUGCUUGAAGUCGAAUACCAACUGUAAUGGAGACCUUUGUGACAUUUCAUCACUUCCCACAUCUCCCUCUUCAGGUAUGAUUCUUUACCAAGCCUAUGAAGUGCUAAUGCAGAAUGGGAAUAGUCCACUAAGUGAUGGUGAAACAGAUGAACCAGAAGAUUUUACAUCUUUUGUUCAUGAGAAGCAUAACUCUGAAAAAAGAGAAAAAGAAGUAGAAGUUCUUAAGAAACAGGAUACAGUGCAAUCUCCUUGUUUAUCAGGUCCUGACAUUUUACUAGAAGAAAGAAAUGGAAUAAAUGACCCCAUCCUCCCAUCAGCAAAUUAUGAAGAAGACCUCUUAGAGGGAGGUACAAAGACAGACAUGACUCUUGAAGAGUUCAUUCAGCAUUUAUGUAAAUUAGGAAGAAAAGGGUUGUAUGAAGAAUAUGCUGAUAUAAAAAGUAAAUCUUUAGAAGGUACCUUUAAUAUUGCAAGAUUGAAACAUAAUCAACCAAAAAAUCGAUAUAGUGAUGUACUUUGCUAUGACCAUUCCCGAGUCAAACUUAUGUUUCCCAGUGAUGAUCCUUCCCAAGACUACAUUAAUGCUAACUAUGUCGAUGGUUUCCAACAGAAAAAUGCAUUUAUUUCCACACAAGGACCUUUGCCAAAGACAUUUCCAGAUUUCUGGCAGAUGGUUUGGGAACAAGAAGUUUUAUUAAUUGUUAUGACAACACGCACAAUUGAACGCAGCAGAGCAAAGUGUGGUCAGUAUUGGCCUAAACAGAAGGAAAGCAGUGCUGAGUAUGGUGAAUUCCACAUCUUCAACAAUGGUGUUGAGCACUUCAAAGAUUAUGUGGUCACACAGCUGGUUCUUACAAACCUAAAGACAGACAUCAGUCGAGUUGUGGUUCAUAUGCAGUUCAUCAGCUGGCCUGAUUAUGGUGUGCCUCACUCAGCUUUGGCCAUGCUAACUUUCUGUGACAAAGUGAGAGAGCAACAAGUUCAAGCCCUCCAAGUUUUAGGAUCUGAGUGGAAAGGACAUCCUUUAGGCCCACCAAUAAUUGUUCACUGUAGUGCUGGAAUUGGAAGAACAGGUACUUUUAUCACAUUAGAUAGCAGCAUUCAGCAGUUGGAAGCUACAGGAACAAUUAAUGUCAGAGGAACAGUAGAGAGAAUUCGUUUCCAACGAGCUCACAGUAUCCAAAUGCCAGAUCAGUACGUCUUUUGUCAUCUAGCUCUUUUAGAGUAUGCAUUGAGUCGUGGUCUUUUGCAGGAUGUGGACUUAUCAGGAUUUGAUGACAGUGAUUCAGAAUCAGAGUAGGAGUUUCGGUACAAGUUUGUUAAGGACAUAUUUAAUAGUAGAGGAAAUUUUUGUUGUGUACUUGCACUUUUGAAUAAUGCGGUUUGAGUGUAAUUAAAUAGUAUUAAUAGAAAUGUGUAAUUUGUUGAAUAUUUGAAACUUAAGUUAUUGUCUGUCCUACAGAAUUGUAAUUUACAGAAUAGCAUUUCUAGUUUAAUUACUAUGCUAAACUAUAUGUAAUUUAGGCUUACCCAAUAAAGGAUUGAAUACCUUCCACAUAUAACAAAUAUAGUUUUUAUAAUUUUUUUUAACAAUUCUUACAACUUUGGACCUAAGUGGGUGUGUCUCAUUUUCAUUAAUUUUUGUUUAUGAUGAGUAUUUGUAGAGAUUUUGGGCAGCUAACCAUUAAGGUGUUAUGUUGACAUCUGGGAUUCUUUUAGGGUGUUCCCCCUGGAUAGCAACAAUCAUUGCAGAAAGUAAAGUAUUAUAUCUAAAUAGCUUUCCUUAGUUAGUAACUUGCAUAUAUUUUAAUGAUUUAUUCUGUUCAAUUCUUAUGUGAAAUUACACAAGUUAUUUUUUCUAUUAGAUAAUUAAUUUUCAGUGAGAAAAGUGAUUUCAAAAGCUUUUGUCAAUUUUAAUGCGUGUUACAUAAUUGUGAUUUUUUUUUUUACUUUUGACAGCUCAUAAUAUUUCUGUUUUUUAUUAAUUCUUUCUUUUCAAAUUAACGUUAUACAUGAAAAACUUUUCUUGUGUGAAUGACUGCAGUUUUGUGACUUGAAAAAAUGUAACUCGUAUGAAAUGAAUGUUAAGCUUUUUGUUUGAAACACUUAGUACUGUUUUCAUUCUACUUUUUUGCUCAUGUUAAAGUAUUCCAAAUAAAAUUAUCAGAUAAAGAAUUAGAAUUGUGCUAUUUAAAAAUUUAGAAUAUAAUAAUAAUUUUAACAUUGUGCCAAAUAUUGGAAUGGUGGUUUUGUUUGUGUAAUUUUUCACAGAAAAUUAUACAUUAAGUAUCAUGUGUGGGAAGUGAUAAAAUCUAACUGCUUACUCUUCCUUUUGAAUUUAACAUAAAAAAUCAUAUAAUAGAUUACACAUUCCUUCAAUCGAUUGGGAAGUUUAAUGGAAUUAUUUUAGGCUAGGGAAUUGAUGUUAUAUUAUGCUUCCGUUGUUAUAUGUUUUUUCCUGACCAGUGUUUCUAGUGAUUGUUUAUAUACUCAUAUUCUUAAAAGUAUUUGGUAUUUGUACUUAGGGUAAGUAACUUUUAUAUUUUACUGUGGUUUUAUAGGUUAACUUUUGUUCUGAGGAAGCUCAAUUUAAUGUUUUUCUUGAGCAAAAGUAGAAAACUAUAGUGUUAAGCUACUGUCUGUUACAUAAUAUCAUCUUACCUCAAUUAAUUUUUUAUUAGUGAAAGGGGGGGGGGGUGAAAUGUUUAGAUUUGACAAAAGUCCUGACCUUCUUCAGAGAUUUUAAUAACUGCCACUUGUAUCUAUCAUUCCUAGAUCCCACAAAACGUAGCUUAGUAAACAAGUGUUUGAUCAGUAUCAAUAGUUGCUUUAGUAUUUCUGAUCUUCAAUUGGACAUAUCUGAUAUCAUGUACAAAUAACUAAGUUCCUCCAGUCAUGAGUGUUAAAAACAUUUCAUCUUAAUGCUUAGGCUAUUGAUUUGUUCUAUACUAUCAACAGAACCAGUAAUAAGAUUUGCUGAAAUGCAUAUUAAUAGAAGUGUUUGUAAUUUUUUUAUCUUUUAUUUAAUCAUUAAUACAUUGUAAUUCUCCUUGUUAGUACAGAAUUAUGGAGUAAUGAAAAUGAAGGUUAUUUUGACCUUUUCUUGGAUGUUUAGAUAUUUCAAAAUCCAUGACCUACUCCUUUACAUUAAAGGGCAUCUUAAGUAGCUAAGAAAAACCAGUAUAUUAGUGAAAGUGCUGUAAUAAAUUUUCAUUUUAAGUAUUAAUGCACUGGUAUUUAAUUAUAUUUCUUUUAUUACAAGCUCUACUUAUGUAAGAAAGUUAUCACUGUUUUUAUCACAUGAAUUAUCUUAAUUAAAUUCAGUUUCUACAUUGGGGGUCAAUCUCCUGCAUUCCAUUAAAGUUUUAUAGUUGAAAUCUUUUGAUUUUACAAUCCUUACUUGUGAACAGGAACAUCUUAUAAUAAGCAAUACGGCAUGAUCUGGUAGUGUCUCGUGAAAAAAACAAAACUGCUUUAUUAAAUAAAAAUAAAAUGAGAUCCACUUCAAGAUUUGUAGUUGUAAGCUUGUAGCUUCUUUUGAAUAGGCAACAUGGCAAGUAAACUAGUACUUAACCCGUCCAUCUCCAAAGUAAAGUGGGGGUUUCAUUAAUAAUUACACAUAAUUUCCAUAUUGUAUUGUACAAGAAUUGUGUGUAGUGGUUUGUACACAUAUGAUUGAUGAAUUGUUGUAAUAAUGCUCAUUUUUACUAAUGCAUUUUCUAUUGUCCUUUGCUUGAUUCGAAUUUAAGAAAUUACUGUCCACUGCCCAAAUUUUCUAAGAAAUUUAUAUUUGAAACAGAUGUAACUAAAAGAAGGUAAUCUCUGAAAUAUGAAAAGAUGUGAAUGUUUUUUCUUAAUUGAUGCUAAAAAAAUUAUUGUGCAAAAGAAAAUGUUUAACAUAUCUCGGACAUGGUCUGUUGAACUUUUGUUUAUGUAUUUUAUAAACUUUCCCUUGCAAGGCAGAUAAAACUUUCCAAAUAACAGCUAUAUCAAUCUUGACCAGUAUUAUAUGUUAGCCUUUCUUAUACUAUUUUGAAUAAAUUAAAUGGAAAUUGUGAACUACCUACUGAUUUAACUUUCUUUAAUUGGUAUACUUUUUGAGUUAACACCAUAGGUGUGAAUAAUUGUAAUUGCAGUUUACAAGAAAGAUUAAUAAAACAAUGAUUAGUGAGUGAAAAUAUAUAUAUGGCUAAGCUAGUCAUUGAUAUUAAUUGUUAGUUUACAUGUACUACUUACUGUAAAUGUAGCUUAAUAAAUAAUUUCUUGAAGCAUUUACA
Limulus polyphemus (Atlantic horseshoe crab) is the source of this 5208-nucleotide messenger RNA. Its product is annotated as tyrosine-protein phosphatase non-receptor type 9-like. The record is from RefSeq and is a predicted model, not a curated record. Gene Ontology annotation, molecular function: protein tyrosine phosphatase activity. Bases 207 to 2231 code for a protein of 674 amino acids. The transcript is spliced from 13 exons. Lineage: Eukaryota; Metazoa; Arthropoda; Merostomata; Xiphosura; Limulidae. Gene Ontology annotation, biological process: protein dephosphorylation.